Molecule: messenger RNA, 1166 nt
Organism: Rubroshorea leprosula
Lineage: Eukaryota; Viridiplantae; Streptophyta; Magnoliopsida; Malvales; Dipterocarpaceae
Source: the annotation of a GenBank genome assembly
ACUCUCAGAUAUUUGUUCUUCACUUGGUAUGCAAGAUUAAAUUGUUAAUUAGAUUUAGUCGUUUUCAUUCUGAUUUAGUAAACUAAAUUGGCAGGUUGUGUCAUAUUUUUUAUACCACCAACCAGAAUCAAUAUGAGGAGACACUAGAACAAUAUAGGAAGGUCCUUAGGUAUGAAGUUAAAAUAAAAUGGCCAAACUGCUUUUAACUUUGUUCAUUUAUUGAUGAUGAUCCAAGGGGACUGUUGAAAGGUGAUGGAAGAGUAAGUGGAAUACCUUAAGUUUGAAUCUGAACAUCUAUUUUGGAUCUUAUGUUGUUACUAAUUAUCUAAUGCUACAUAUGUUUUUGUUAAACGAUGACAUUUCUAGGACUUUUAUCACCAUCAUUUGAAAAUUUCAAAUUGCAGAUAAAAUUCAUUGUUGAUGGUCAAUGGACUAUUGAUCCUCAAAAGGAAUCAGUUUACAAUGGUGGUAUUUGUAACAACAUUCUACUAGUUGACAGAUAACUUCAGCUUACAGGGGAGUCAGUUUAUCGACAAGAGUACAGACAAAUCAGAUUGCUUCAAAGUAUAAUGCUUUGUACAGGGAAGAAGCAGGCACAAUGCCCAUUGUAGGGGGGGAGGGGGAGCUCGAGAAAUGAUCAUCAGAGUGGAUGAGGUUUGACCUUUACCGAAUAAAAAAUAAGGGCUUCAACCCUCUAGGCUCUAGCAACUGUUGACAUUCAUUUGCCUACAUGCUUUGUUGGGAAAGUGUUGAUGUCUUCCAUGUCCUAAUGUUUUUAAGAUGCUAGUUUAUAAGAAAAUGGAUUGCUGCAUUAAGAAACUCCAUUUCUUAUAUUUCAAGGCAUGGAAACAGCAAACUUCCUCAGUUGUGGUGCUAGCAGCCUACAAACGAUUAGUGUGCCGAAAUAUGUAUUUCUGAUGUUAAUAAGCUCUGAGAGCACAAGUGUCGUGCUCCAAAAAUCCUUGAGGGCUCCUAGAAAUCUAGAACAUGGAAUCUUGCUACGAGGCUUGUACGACUUGGAACUGCUGAAAAUCAGUUCAACUUGUGGAUUAUGAAUAAUUAUCUUGAAAUAAAGCAGCGGUCUUUUCUUUGCUUUUGAUUCAUCAUUCAUGUUUAUAUCUACAGCUUCAUGAUUCAAGUGCUAUUAUUAAAUGAGAACAUCAACU